This is a messenger RNA of Trematomus bernacchii (emerald rockcod), 4183 nucleotides long. RefSeq names its product ANTXR cell adhesion molecule 2a (gene antxr2a). Gene Ontology annotation, cellular component: membrane. The record is from RefSeq and is a predicted model, not a curated record. Gene Ontology annotation, molecular function: signaling receptor activity. NCBI's taxonomy places the organism in Eukaryota, Metazoa, Chordata, Actinopteri, Perciformes, Nototheniidae.
AGGCAACUUUUCCCCUGAGUGUGUACUUUAGCACGGCCCGGGGAAGUUUGUUGUUAACAGUGAUUUGGGGGUAUACUCUAAACAGGGUCGAUGUGAGCUCAGCAGGCAGUAGUUUUAUUGAGGAUGUGAGUCAGUUAAAGUAUCAACAAUGCUGGAAAAGUUGUCACGCUGUUCCAACUCGGAGGGGGAACUUUUUAAUGGAAAGAGUCGGUGGACUUCGGCGGCAGUCGCUGUGGUCCUCCUGGGUGUGUUUGCUUCAUCUUGCUGGGCAGAAGAAGCAUCCUGUCAUGGAGCCUACGACCUCUACUUUGUUCUAGACAGGUCCGGAAGUGUCGCUAAUGACUGGGUCGAGAUCUACUCGUUCGUGAAGAACCUCACCGACAGAUUUGUGAGCCCCAGAACGAGAGUCUCGUUCAUCGUGUUCUCGGCCAGAGCAGAAGUCCUGCUGCCUCUGACCGGAGACGGAUACGAGAUAGAAAAUGGUCUGAAACGCUUGCGGGCCGUUAUGCCAGCAGGUGAAACGUAUAUGCAUGAGGGAAUAAAAGAGGCCUCAGUUCAGAUACAGGCGCAGAAGACCAAGUCUUCCAGCAUCAUCCUGGCUCUGACUGACGGGAAACUGGAAACCUACAUUCACGAGCUCACAGUGAAAGAGGCUGACAAGGCGAGGACAUUCGGAGCCCGUGUUUACUGUGUGGGUAUCAAGGACUUCGAUGAGCAGCAGCUUGCUGAUGUAGCGGACACCAAGGACCAAGUGUUUCCUGUCAAAGAUGGCUUCCAGGCACUCAAAGGCAUCGUCAAUUCUAUAUUAAAGCGUUCGUGCACAGAGAUCCUGAGUGUGGAGCCCUCCAGUGUCUGUGUGAACGAGUCCUUCGACAUCGUCCUCAGAGGGAACGGCUUCACUCUCGGCCGCAGCAACGAAGGCGUCCUCUGCAGCUUUAUAGUCAACCAGCAAACCUUCGACCAAAAGCCCAGUUAUGUGCGUAAUGACUAUCUGCUGUGUCCUGCUCCGGUGCUCUAUGAAGUGGGACAGACCAUGGAUGUUCUCAUCAGCCUCAACCAUGGCAAAUCCUUCAUCUCCAGCUCCUACACCAUCACUGCGUCCACAUGUUCGGAUGGUUGGGCAGUCGCAAUUGUCUUCCUGGUGCUGCUGAUCCUCGUCGCUCUGGCCCUCAUGUGGUGGUUCUGGCCCCUUUGCUGCACAAUAGUCAUCAAAGACCCGCCACCACCUCCUCCACCCUCCCGCCCUCCACCACCUGAGCCAGAGCCACUGCCUAAGUCAAAAUGGCCGUCUGUGGACGCCUCUUACUACGGAGGAAGAGGAGCCGGCGGGAUCAAACGCAUGGAGGUGCGGUGGGGGGAGAAAGGCUCCACCGAGGAGGGGGCCAGACUCGAGAAGGCUAAGAACGCCAUAGUGUCCAUGCCAGAGGAUUCAGAGGAGCCGAUGAUCAGACGCCCCCCCCCGAAGGCUGCCCCCACAAACCAUCACAUCGAGAACAAAUGGUACACUCCCAUCAAGGGUCGUCUGGAUGCUUUGUGGGCUCUCCUGGGCCGGCAGUAUGACCGAGUUUCUCUCAUGCGACCCUCAGACGCAGACAAGGGUCGGUGUAUGAAUUUCAACCGUGUGCAGCAUUAGUAGAGGGGAAGGCUGUGUGAAACCAACAUGUGCUGAUCGCUGUGGACAGAGAAGAAGUUCAGGUCUUUUGAAGAUUUCUAAUCCUGCAGCUCAAACCACUCUCUGCUCACACGGCUCUACUCUGCACACAAAGUUUCCUUCCUGGUUUUCUGCUCUUAAAAACACGGGGUGAAUGUUAAUAUUAACUCAAUAAGUUAUUAAACUACCUUUUUCUAUGAUCAAAUAUUUUUUUAAUUAAGAUGAAAAUAAGCAGAAGGGGCGCCCCAGCGUUCAAACUCGGUUAGCUUUUCGUGCGCACCGAAGGCUUAACAUAUUCUGACCAUAUUGUGCCUUCUCUGAAAAACCUAAUUUCAUGGACACAGACGGAAGCUAUCUAAAGAAAGAGAAAAAAACGGAGAGAAAGGGGCUGUUUGCCUUUGGCGUGGAAGUCGGAAUAAUCCCAGUGGGCCUCACAAGUGCAGAAGUCCGUUCCUUUCGGCAAUGUCUCAUCACAAAUCCUGUCCAACUUCAGUGUGCUGCUGCCCGCCGGCUGCCCUUUGACUGGCUUAUCUUGUCAUUUUAACACUGAGAAGUGCACACGCAUGACAAAUUGUAGACAGGAUGCCCCAAGGUAUUGGAAGGCACCAAGACUUUGCCCUGUAGUUUCUCGUUUUUUUGUUUUGUUAAGACACCUUCCUUUCAUUAUGCACUCGGGACAAGAAAAUUAAUAGAGCGUUAUUCGACCGCAGGACAGCCUCCUGACCAGGCGAUCUCCAGCUAGGUUUGAGGGAUUGAUGCCUUGAAGACCUUGACAUGGCGCUUGGUGUUUUUUGCCCCUGUUUUCAGUGCAGUCUGCUCUCUGCUCAGUAAGGCGUAGCACAUCACUGCCCAUAAACCGGCCUAUCAGUUAAGACUUCAGAGAUAUAGAUACAGCUGCCCGGACCCUCCUCUGCCCACCGCCUCAAUCCUCCGAGGGGCUUCCCGGACGCGUCACAACCCACUAGUUCCCUUGGCACCAGAAUAUCAAAGUUUAAUUAAAAUAAUUAAAGGCAACAGCAAGCAGCAGCCUGUGAAGACUUGGCUGUCUCUUUUUUAUGCCUUUUGACAUUGAAUGACCUAUAACUGCGUUCUUCUCAGGAAAAAAGAGGACACUGCGCCGCGGUGACGCUGCGCCACGUCCAAAACGCAAACCCAAAGUAACGGAUGCGACGGACGGAUAAGUAUUGUUCAUUUCCAGAAAUUAUGUCCCCCCUCCGCCCCCCCUCCACCCCUCACCCCAAAAAGCAGGGUAUAUAUACUUAUAUAUAUUGUGGAUUUGUCAAGCGUGCUGUCAUGACGCCAAUCCCAAAUGAUGUUAGUGUGAGCGGAAACACUGUGGGGGAGGAAAGGGGGCAGCAGCUGAAGAAAAAGGCUCGAAUGAUCCAGUCACUUUGGAUACCGUACCUCAGAUGAAAAAUGGAUAUUCGAGUCGAAACCUGACAAAGCGCGCCGGCUUUGACGGGAAGCGGUAUAGACAAUGACCAGUGGCUGGGUCAGUGGGAUGUCUCUGUGCAAGCAGGGAAGCUUAUCAAAUGACACUAAAAAUAAGUUCAACAACCAUCAAGUUUGAGGGGGAAUGGGUCUCACACUCGGCGGGCACGAGGGCGUGCUCCACGCCACUCUAAUUAUUCCUUUGUUUCCUCUCCGUCCCGAUCGCAGGGACAUAAAUAAUUCCAAAUCAAAUUCCUCGGGGUGUGCUGGUAUUUAUGUCCGACUUAAACGCUUUUAACCUCUUGCAUAAUUUUGUGGGCUGACAUUUAAUAGGCUCAUCAGCCUCUCGCUGGACGGUCGCCGGACGAGGAGAUUUUAGUACUCGGAUCUUUUUUUAUGUUACAACCAAGAGCACAGGAAUGUUAUUAACCCGAACUAAUGAGAUAUUUACAUAGCAGUCACAACACGAGUCGGCCCGCUAAUAACACGUCACAUGCCCCCCCCCCCCCCCCGUGUCCCCUCCACUCAUCAUGCUAUGCAUAAUAUUCAUUUUACCACCUAUUGUUGGAGAUUUUUUAUAAGUAUUUGUUGAAUUUCUGUGUGCCUUUUUGAUAUUUGAUUAAGAGAAAAAAAGUAUUAUUGUAUUUCUGCACUUCAGUGAAAAAAAGUUUUAAAAAAUGUAUAAUUUAAUUUAAAACAAUGUAUUCGCUUAGACCAACUUAUUAUCAAAUCGAAAAAGUAGAUUGUCACAAUUGUUGAUUUAUCUUUGGCUCAUUUUCAUCAAAACAUUUUUUUUUUUUUGGACUGAAUUUCAUUUGCAUGCACUAUAUCUGCUACAUUAUUUCAGUUGCAAAUAAUGUAAUUCAUAAUUUUAUGAUGUUUUAAUUGUAUAGUUGUUCUGUUAUACUGCCUUUUUAUAUUCACGUAGCACCUUUAAGUCCAGGUUCCAGGCACACAAGCUGCACAAAUGUGAGAGUUUAUACAAAAGAAAGAAAAUUAUGUUUUUUUGCAACGCUUUUUUUAUGAGUUUGUACACUGUUAUUAUUUUCUACUUGUCUUACUUGCCUGUAUGUUGUGUCAAAUAUAUAUUCAUGAAAGCGA